AUGUCGGAAGCACUCAAUCAACCCGAUGGCCUUACUUCCGUUUCGGAACAGGACUCCAUCGCAUUGCAGACAACAGUGGACGUAGUUCUGGACUCGCAAGAUUCGGAUAUCGAGAGGCAGGAAUCGCUGCAGCUGCCUGAAGGCGGGCUCGCAGCAGUGGUGCGGAAGCGGCGCUGGGAACAUCGUACGCCAAGGCGUCGUCACCACCAGCACAAAUCACAACGUGUGUCAUCCGGGAUGCUGGAUUCGCUGAACCUGGCGUCGCUGAGGCGGAACACCUCGACUUCCUUCUGCAGCGUAUCCAGCACCGAUCAUGGAACCCAUUUUUGCUCGAUUUCAGAGAGUGCCCGUUCGAUAUCAACGUCGGAGGGCACGAUCCCCAACGAAAGCGAAGCUGAAAUGUCGAGGAACGCAUCGGCACUCGCCGGUUACAACAGUGUUGAUGAAGGUGCUGUAGGUGUUACCGACGUCACGUCACCGCUUGCCACAGCGGUUGAGGGUGACUCCGCACCGGUCGCACAGAUGGAUUCGAUACAUAGCCUUCUCAGCACUGCCAGAGACGAGCUGUCGCCGGAAAGUGACGAGGUUGAUGCACCCGACUCACAGGACGGCAGUGCACCGAAUCAGGCGGUGCGCCAGUUGACGCUAGAAAGCUUGCGCACGACGUCUUCUGUGACUUCCCAGGACCAAGGUUGUACUGUGGUCGUGGAUGUCCGUGACGACUCAGGCUAUGUGGAGUCGGAUUGCGAGGGUUACUGUGUGUUGUCUACUGAGGCCCCCGAUACGGAUCAGGUGCCCGCCACAGAGUUGCCUCAGCAGGCCACCGAUGAGCCGCCAACUUUGGACAUCUCCAGCGUCGUCGACGCUUCUAAGGAGCCCGUUGUGAUUGAAGACGGCAGAUACACAUAUUCCCCCGAGGCGCAGUUAGGUGUCUUACGUUUAUUCUCCCACCAAAGUGGGAACGGGACGCGGCAGACGGAAAAUCUGCCCAUACCGACGCGUAUUGUGAUAAACAAGUCCCCUUUCGUGUUCGGGAGUGAUGCGUCAUGUGACGUGACAUUUGAACGUGACGUAUACCGCCAUAUUUGUAGCCGGCAUUGCAAGAUCGUUUUCUCCGAGUGCAACGCUUUGGCGACAAACCUGCGUUCCUCAGGUAUCACCCCUUACCAAGUGGAGGUUGUUAGAAUGCACGCCGAAGCUACUAUGUUCGUGAACAACGUGGCGCUGCGCAGCAGGGCUACACUGCGCAACGGUGACGUCUUGACGCUCGGGCCGAAGAAAUUCGGUGUGAGCUUUACAGUCGCCUUCCGCACACGCGAGGCCUGCGUGGCGCUCAUGGACCAAUUGAACUCGUUGAUGCUGACGCCGUCGAACGAAUCGCGUCUGCGGCGUCAGGCACUCACACCGACCCAAAGCAGCGGCACGGCCAGUCUGCCGCUCGUCUCCGCGGAGAACACCAGUCGUGAUUUUGACCUGGAGCUCCACACCAACGUGGCGGUGUUCGAGCUGUACUACGGCGAACCCGCCAUAGAGGGAUCUCUAUCGCAGGACUGGGACGGAACCCCGAGCGUUUUCAGCCCGCAAGCCGACUGGACCAUGAGCCAACCGUCUCCAUCAACUAUUCGCAGUGAAUACAGCAUAUUGGGGGCUAGCGCCUUUCCGGAAUCGCGUGCAAGCUCGCGCGUCGCAACCCCUGGAAGGGACAGCAGCACCCGACAUAGCGUGAUUUUGGGCAGUAAAGGGACCGGCGGCCAGGGCACGGAAGCGUUCGACAGCCCAUCGCCCUACCGUUCGCUUCGCAGGAACAUGGAAUCAUGCAAGAUCGUACACACCGAUCUGAAUUCACAAGACUACGACGACGAUUCGCUGACCGGCAAGCUGCUGUUGAGCACAUACACCACAGGCCUCAACCCAGACAACGUGGACGCUGCCGAAAAAAGGCCCCCCACGAACAAAACUCGGGUUGACUACGAGUCCGAGAUGCGGCUGAACGCAGCCAAGGUGGCCAAGUUGCGUUCGUUCAACCGCACGUCGGUGCCCAUCGUGGUCGACAGCUCACGCUCGUUGAGCUCCGACGACGAGAGCCAGUGCCUAACGGUUGCGAAGCUGCGCUUUCUGGGCACCAUCAGCGCGACGUACCAAACUACCCUCCAGGAGCUGAUGCCAUCGAUCGACGGGAUGCUCCAGAGCUACAUGGACCAGUCGCCCACUGCCGCGAUGAGCUCGCUUUCUGACUACGAGUUUUUGCUCAAGAGGUGCGGCGAAUCCAUCUCCAAGGAGAACUACCAGCACAACUGGGUGUUCCAGCUGGACUUCUUCGACCGCGACGAUCCACUGUUCCGCCGAGCGGUCUACGCGUCGUUGCGCCGCAACGAGCCAGACAAGCAGAGGCUGCGCGCCUCGGUCACGGCUGCCAUCGAGCAGCUGAAGCGCUCCCGCGUGCUGUACAUCCAAAUGCGUGUAAUUUGA
Molecule: messenger RNA, 2469 nt
Organism: Babesia ovata
Lineage: Eukaryota; Apicomplexa; Aconoidasida; Piroplasmida; Babesiidae
Product: forkhead-associated protein, putative
Exons: 1
Coding region: 1-2469 (822 amino acids)
Molecular function (GO): protein binding
Source: RefSeq, a predicted model, not a curated record